AUGGAAUCUGGCUCCCUGAGGAGUAAAGUCCCGGCCUUCUUAUCCGACCUGGGCAAGGCGACCUUGAGAGGCAUCAGGAAAUGCCCCCGGUGCGGCACCUACAACGGUACUCGUGGGCUGAGCUGCAAAAACAAGACCUGUGGCACCGUCUUCCGCUAUGGCUCCCGGAAGCCGGCAGGCGUUGACGCCGUCAAGAUUAUCACCGGCUCAGACCUGCAGGUGUACUCGGUGCGGCAGAGGGACAGGGGCCCCGAAUACCGGUGCUUCGUGGAGCUGGGCGUCUCAGAGACCACCGUCCAGACCGUGGAUGGGACCAUCCUCACCCAGCUCAGCUCCGGCCGCUGCUACCUCCCGGCGUGUCUGAAGGCAGCCGCCCAAGGGGUGGGGGAGAACCAGUGCCAGCACCUGAAACUGGCCAUGGGCUGCCAGGCAGAGGCCACCCCCUUGACCCUGAAAAGCUCCGUCCUGAAUGCCAUGCAGGCCUCAGCCCAGACCAAGCAGGCCCUCUGGGAGCUGGCCACACAGCCCACGGGGCCCCUGGUCCAGAGGGUCACCAAGAACGUGCUGGUGGUCAAGGGCAAGGCCGGCCCUAAGCACAGCCUAGGCUACCUCCACAUCACCGUUGCUCCCAGGUCUGCCCACACACACCUGGCAGGGCCCCGCUUCUUCUGCCCCUGCCAGUCCUCGAGGGCCAGCAAGGCCUCCCCGCCUGCCCAGGAGGGCAGCCAGAAGUGCCUCCAUUUCUUCGCCUGCCUCUGUGCCUUCGCCAGCGACGAGGCUUUGGCCCAGGAGUUUGGGGACUUCCUCAGUGAUGAGCCUGAUGCUGCAGGUUUGAAAUCCCCGGCAAGAGCUCCGCCUGCUUGCCAACCGGACUCCCCUUUGCCCUCGGGAGACCCCGCAGCCUCCAAAGCGAAGCGCAAGAAGAAAGACGAGGGCCUGGGCUUGCAGGCCAGCAGCCCCCUCUUGUCCCCAGAGGUGGCCAGCAGCUCCUUGCAGAAGAACGGGCUGAAGAGGGCGCCUGUCACGUCCCUGAAGAGGCAAACUGGCAUCCAGGGGCUGGAGGAGUCGCAGGUAGCAUUGUCCUUCCUGGAGUGGCUGGCCAGCGUCACGGAGAGGCUCCACCAAGCCAUGCACUACCAGUUUGACGGCAAGCCGGAGCCCCUCGUCUUCCACAUCCCGCAGGCCUUCUUCGAGGCUCUCCAGCAGAGGAUUGGCCUUGGGAGCGUCAAGAUGCGGCUUCCCAACUCAACGACAGCUUUUGUCCGCAAAGAUGCCUUACCACUGGGCACCUUUUCCAAGUAUACGUGGCACAUCACCAACAUCUUGCAGGUCAAGCAGAUCUUUGACACCGUUGAGAUGCCUCUAGAAAUAACGCGCAGCUUCAUCCAGAACCGGGAUGGGACCUAUGAGCCUUUCAAGUGCCCCAAAGUGGAGGUGGAGAGCAUUGCCGAGACCUACGGACGCCUGGAGAAGCAGCCAGUCCUUCGCCCCCUGGAACUGAAAACUUUCUUGAAAGUUGGUAACACUUCCCCGGAUCAAAAGGAACCAACGCCUUUCAUCAUUGAGUGGAUCCCAGACAUCCUCCCCCAGUCCAAAAUUGGCGAACUGAGGAUCAAAUUUGAGUACGGCCACUACCGGAAUGGCCAUCCAGCUGACUACCAGGAGCAGCGUCCCUCCCUGGAGCAGGCCCUGGAGAUCAUCACCUUCCCUUGAGCUCCUCGCCUGCCUCUUUGAAUGUGCAGCCGCCCAGGGCCCCUUUCCUAGCCGGCUGCACUUCCCUGCUCCCUAUCAGCCACUGACCGGAAGAGCUGCCAUUUCGUGUGACUUUGCCACCCACGUUCUGUUGUCAAGGAGCUUCUCGCUCAAGCCUUUCUCGCAAACAAACAGCCACCUUCCAGCCUUGCCAGAUAGUGGAAUUGGCCCUUCCUGAAUGCCCAGGCUGGCUGCCAGCUCCAACCAACCCAGAGCGCCUCAGCUGUCUUCUGCACUUCCUCCCUCCCUGAGGUGUGGCUGUCAUCCCAGUAGCUCAAAGGGCUGGGGGGCUGAAUGCUACAAUCUGGCAUAUUUUACAAUAUAUUUUUAAAAUAAAUUAAAUUA
Molecule: messenger RNA, 2097 nt
Organism: Thamnophis sirtalis
Lineage: Eukaryota; Metazoa; Chordata; Lepidosauria; Squamata; Natricidae
Gene: CUNH2orf42
Product: chromosome unknown C2orf42 homolog
Cellular component (GO): nucleus
Source: RefSeq, a predicted model, not a curated record